AUGGGCAGCUGUUGCAUUAACUCAGAAAAAAGCCAUCAAGAGCGAAGUGCGCUUCCCCAUUCUAUCAGUAUGAUACCAGUAAAAAAGAUUUUUAAAUUCGGGAAAACGUUAGGAGGAGGCAGUUUUGGGAUUGUAAAACUUGCACAUAGGAUUACUGAUAAAGAUCCAGUUGCUAUCAAAAUCAUCCCUAAAGAAAAAGUCCAGCAUAAACUAAGUGUUUUGCGUAGAGAAAUUGAUAUUUUAUUGACUGUAGACCACCCCAAUAUAAUUAGAUUGCUGAAUGUAUAUGAAGAUGACGAGAAAAUUUAUUUGAUUAUGGAUUAUUGCUCAGGCGGCGAAUUAUUCACCAGAAUUACUUCAAAAGGACUGAUAUCAGAAGAUGAGGCAAAAAAAAUUAUGAGAAAAAUGCUCAUGGCAAUUAAUCAUUUGCAUUGUAAAAAAAUUGUACAUAGAGACUUAAAGCCUCAGCAUAUUUUAUUUGAUAAGGCUGGGGAAAAUGGGGAGGUAAAAAUCAUUGAUUUUGGGUUGUCAAGCAAACUGGCAAAUCCUUUGGAAUUGAUGCACUCCCAAGUGGGGACGAUUUAUUAUACGGCUCCUGAAGUUAUAAUUGGGAACUAUGAUGAUAAAUGUGAUAUGUGAAGCGCAGGAAUUAUUUUAUAUACAAUGCUGUCAGGGAAUAUGCCUUUUUACGGAAGCUCGAUCCAGGAAGUCUCUAAAGCAAUUUGUAAAGGAAGCUUUUCAAUGGAAGGCGGAAUAUGAGAUCAUGUUACUGAAAAUGCGAAAAAUUUGAUAAAUAAAUUAAUAGUGAAAGACCCUGCUACUCGGUUAUCAGCAGCUGAAGCCAUUCAGCGCCCUUGAUUUGAUUUAUCAAAUGAACCUACUUCAGAGAUCGAUAGUGACAUAAUAGAGUCUCUCAAAAAUUACAGAAAAACCAGCGCUUUCCAAAGAGAAACUGUUAAUAUUCUUAUUAAACACCUGCCAGAAAGCCACAUGGUUCCUAAUGUAAGAUCAUCAUUUUUAGCAUUAGACAAAACUGAUACAGGGCAGAUCUCUAAAGACGAAUUUUCGAAAAUUAUGCUUGACCACAAUUUAAAUGAAGAAGAAAUUGAUGAGUUAUCAUCUGCAAUUGAUAUAAGAAAAACGGGAAAUAUUAAUUACUCAGAAUUUAUAGCAGCACUAUUUUCAGGGAAAAGCAUGGAUGAAGAUAUGAUUAAGCGCGCAUUUGAGUGCUUGGAUAUAGAAAAUAAAGGAUUUAUUGUGAAAAAUGACUUUAAAAUUGCAGCAAUAAAAAUAGGCAAAGAAUUAACUUCUGAUGAGUUCGAAAAAAUUUCUGAGAAUUUUGGAGAAAUAAAUGAUAGGAUUACCUAUGAUCAAUUUAAAAUGAUGAUGGGAGCUUAA
Messenger RNA from Blepharisma stoltei, 1398 nucleotides. NCBI's taxonomy places the organism in Eukaryota, Ciliophora, Heterotrichea, Heterotrichida, Blepharismidae. The record is from the annotation of a GenBank genome assembly.